CCCAGCCUCCAUUUUGUCAGUAGAGACAGAAAGGGGUGGUUGGGUCGGCGGAUGCUUGGGUGAUCAGCAGGUAGUUCGUCAGUGCUCUUGGGCUUUGUUCGUUCCGUGCCUCGUCUCUCCCUGGAAGGGGAGGGAGACUCCAAGGUCGAAUAGGUUCCGCUGCUGUUGCAGUUCCGAGCUUGAAGUCGCUAGGACUUCUCUCAAACUUGUGUGCUGAGGAAACUCAGAUGUUGGCCUCAGCUCCUAGGCUGUCUUCAGCAGAUUGGCCCAUGAAAACUUCUGUAUUCAGACAAAGGAAAGGAUCUGUCAGAAAGCAACACCUAUUAUCCUGGGCUUGGCAGCAAGGAAGAGGACGGGUAGUGGAAAUCCUGCAAUCUGAAAAGCAGACUGAAAGGUGACAACCUGAAGAUGGGUGGUGGAGAGAGGUAUAACAUUCCAGUUUCCCAAUCUAGAAAUGUUAGUAAGAACCAACAACAGCUUAAUAGACAGAAGACCAAGGACCAGAAUUCCCAGAUGAAGAUUGUUCAUAAGAAAAAAGAAAGAGGACAUGGUUAUAACUCAGCAGCAGCUGCAUGGCAGGCCAUGCAAAAUGGGGGCAAGAACAAAGUACACUUUUCAAAUAAUCAAAAUUGGAACUCUAGUUUGUCAAGUUCCAGCUUACUUUUUAAGUCUCAAACUAGUCAGAACUAUGCUGGAGCCAAAUUUAGUGAGCCACCAUCACCAAGUGUUCUUCCUAAACCACCAAGCCACUGGGUUCCUGUUCCCUUUAAUCCUUCUGAUAAGGAAAUAAUGACAUUUCAGCUUAAAACGCUACUUAAAGUACAGGUAUAAAAUAAGAAAAUACUUAUGUUUAAAUUUAGGCAUCACAUUUAAAACUAGUUGUCAGUUGGUCUGAAACAAAUUCAUUAGGGAAUUACUCUGUAUAAAACUGCUAAUGUAGAAAAUAUGAUUAGACUUAAUCUCACUUGUUUUAUGUAUUGUGGGCACUAUGAGGUAAUGGUAGUAUCAGUGCUACUUAAAAUAACUAAGUUAUUAAUGAUUGAACUUAACUAUUCUUAAGUAACUCAGGUGAAACCAAGUUUAGAUUUGGAGGAUGACAAAACCUUUUUAAUACUUGUUGGGAGAAACUACUAAUUUAAAAUUAUCAUUCAUGGAUCAGUAGAUUUACUUGUUGAAAGCUAGUGAAUCAGGUUACAAACAUCUAGCUAAGACAGAGUGACUAAGAACUAGUUGAACAUUUGAGUUGAAUGUCCUAUGAACACCAGAACAAGAAUAUGUCAACAACCUGAUGCACUGCUAACAAAAAAUGUGAAUUUUCCUUAAUGAAUAGUUAAGUACAUUUUAAUAAGUUUUACAGUGGUUCAUGUGGAAAGGGCAUUAGGGACUUAUUAGAAUGAGGCACAGCACAUCCUGAUGGCCCUGUUACAUAUAGUGGAUAGGUAACUGCCAGUACAUGCUCCAAAACCAUUUUUAAUAGGAAUGGUAUUUAGUAGUCACUGAGUAGCUUUCAAAAUACACUUUUUUGUAUUCUAACACUGCACAAGCUAUUGACAGUGAUCUAGCCUGAAAUGAUCUCUGUAGAGGUUGGCAUUAAGUGAGGAAUUGUAUAAUGCGCAAGUUUUAUGUACCUAGGGGAGGAAAGAGCCAUGUAAAUACAUGUAUAAAGCUUGUAGCAUAUGUAAAAACUUGUUGGCCUUUAUCCUACAGAAAUAGAAUAUUUUAGUAUGAAUUUGCUGAAUGUAAGACCAUGGACUGUUUUUUUAUACUAUAGCCUAAUUUUAAAGGUUCAGAUUAAUUUUAAAGUUUGCCUUUGUGCUGAAGUGCCAGUGUAUGUAUGUUAUAAUUGGUAUGGUUGUGAACUAUUUUUCAAAGUAAAUCCUAGUGUAAGAAGUUUUAUAUUGUAAUUGAAGAGAUUUAAGCUGCUAAAACACUUCCUAUUUUUAAGAGUUGAAAUGCAGUAUAGGACUGUUCUUUUUUCCUUAAGCCCAAAGAUAAGUAUUAAAGGGUCCCUCCAACCUUAAAGAUUCAUUUUGACUCUCACCAAUUUUUGCAACCUUUGAUACUAGUAUAGUUUAUUGUAUGAUGCCAGUAUUUUAUUUUGUUGUUAAGUGCAACCUAGGACCACUUAUGCAAAAUAGUAACACAUUUAACCUAUCUUAAGGAUAAAUGUUAAACAAGUUAAUCCAAUAGUAAGUUUAAAAAGUGAGGGGGGCGGUUUAGGUUAAAAACUAUUGUUAAUGCCCUAAUUUCUAACUUUGCAGCUCUUCAAUAUUUGUAAGAACAGCUAAACUGUAUUUCUCCAAAUAAAUUCAGAUGACAUUAUCUUGCCCCAAGUCUAAUACUGAUCUCCUAAAGACAAGUUUACAUAGUACUUAAUAUACCUGUAAGAAUUUGAAGCAUGAAAUUACAAAUAAAAAUUUUUUUCUCCCCA
Messenger RNA from Choloepus didactylus (southern two-toed sloth), 2431 nucleotides. It is a transcript of the gene PNRC2, whose product is annotated as proline rich nuclear receptor coactivator 2. The coding region runs from base 409 to 831 and encodes 140 amino acids. The record is from RefSeq and is a predicted model, not a curated record. Gene Ontology annotation, cellular component: nucleus; P-body. Gene Ontology annotation, biological process: nuclear-transcribed mRNA catabolic process, nonsense-mediated decay. Lineage: Eukaryota; Metazoa; Chordata; Mammalia; Pilosa; Megalonychidae. The transcript is spliced from 3 exons.